Mugil cephalus (flathead mullet) is the source of this 3083-nucleotide messenger RNA. RefSeq names its product Rho guanine nucleotide exchange factor (GEF) 25b (gene arhgef25b). Lineage: Eukaryota; Metazoa; Chordata; Actinopteri; Mugiliformes; Mugilidae. The record is from RefSeq and is a predicted model, not a curated record. The transcript has 16 exons. Gene Ontology annotation, biological process: axon guidance. The coding region runs from base 270 to 2291 and encodes 673 amino acids. Gene Ontology annotation, cellular component: plasma membrane; cytoplasm. Gene Ontology annotation, molecular function: guanyl-nucleotide exchange factor activity.
GUCCCUCUCAUAAUAUUUGCCAACUAUCUCACCGUGUAGAGAGGCUGGUGAGCCAGAGACGGGUUUCGUCUCUCUGGUGUUCCUUCUUUUUUGUCAUUCAAAGUCAUGGGAUAGCAACAGCUCUGCUCAGAUUGGGAAUAUAGCUGUGGAGCUCUUUGUACACUCUUUCCUGAGGGGAUUACUACAGGAAUAGCGUGUGUUCGUGUGUGUUUUUGUGUGUGUGGGUCCAGCAUGAUGCCUGCUUCUGAUAGUCUUGAGUCUAGCGGCAGAUGUGUAUCAUCAUGAGAGGGGGUCACCACCAGCAAGGGUGUGGAUGUCAGCAUCUGUUCAGAAAACUACUCAGAGAAUGUGGCUGCUGCUUUGUCAGAGUCAGAGCAGAGCCGUACUCUGUGGCAGGCAGUGAUGGCAGCAUUGCCCCGUCUGUGGGCCCUGUGCCCCUCCAGCCCUCAGGCAGCUCCAGCCCCUGCUCCCACUCUUCGUCCGGAGGACCACGACACCCCGUCCGCGCCCUGAAGAAAUGGCUCACCAAUCCCGUCCGCAAGCUGAGCGCCGAUGCCAGAACUGGAGCAGGGAAAGUCGAAAAGCAGACAUGCAGGUCGGAUGGGAGGCACCCACCAGUGCUUCUUUCCCCCAGCGAGGCUCAACAAAGCCCUAUGGAAGUGCACAAUAACUACACCAUCCUCCUCCCUUCUGGAGAUGCGGAGUGGAAAUAUUCCAUGUUGAGUCCAGCAGCUCAUUCUCCUUCGCAGUCGUCCUGUCAGAAAUACUUAACUGACCUCCUGCAAGGAAGAGACACACAGAGUCUAAGUCAAAAAUCCAGCAUCAACACUCUUCAUGGAGACGACAGCUGUACAGCAACAGACGACUCGGCCAGCCAGUGGUCUGCUGCAGUGGACAGUGAAGAAGAGAGAAACAUUGCCUUAGAGAAGAGCAUAUAUGUUCUGACAGAGCUCAUAGAGACAGAGAGGUUGUAUGUUGAUGAUCUGGGACUCAUCGUGCAGGGCUACAUGUCCACAAUGGCCAGUCAGGGAGUUCCCGAAGACAUGAGAGGGAAGGACAGGAUUGUGUUUGGAAACAUCCACCAGAUCUACGACUGGCACAAGGAUUAUUUCCUGGGAGAGCUGGAGAAAUGUGUGGGUGAUCCAGACAGCCUGGCCGAGCUCUUCAUCAAACAUGAGCGACGUCUUCACAUGUACGUUGUUUACUGCCAGAACAAACCCAAGUCAGAGCACAUUGUCUCUGAGUACAUUGAGACUUACUUUGAGGAACUCAGGCAGCAGCUGGGUCACAGGCUGCAGCUCAAUGACCUGCUCAUCAAACCUGUUCAGAGGAUCAUGAAGUAUCAGCUACUGUUAAAGGACUUCCUGAAGUACUACAGCAAAGCUGGGAGGGAUGUUGAAGAGCUUCAGAAAGCGGUGGAGGUGAUGUGUUUUGUACCAAAGCGCUGCAAUGAUAUGAUGAAUGUGGGAAGGCUCCAGGGUUUUGAGGGGAAAAUCACAGCUCAGGGGAAGCUGCUCCAGCAGGAUACCUUCUCUGUCAGCGAGCAGGAAAGCAACUUCCUGUCCAAAGCCAAGGAGAGGCGGGUCUUCCUGUUUGAGCAGUUGGUCAUCUUUAGUGAGCCAAUUGAUAAGAAAAAAGGCUUCUCUCUGCCAGGGUAUACUUUCAAAAACAGCAUCAAGGUCAGCUGCUUGGGUGUAGAGGAGCACUCAGAAGAGGACCCCUGCUGUCUGGUCCUGACCUCCAGGGGCACCGACAGCAGCGUGACGCGCUUCAUCAUGCACGCAUCAUCUGCGGAAAUACAGCAAGCCUGGCUCAAUGACGUGGUCCAGAUCCUAGAGACUCAGAGGAACUUCCUUAAUGCCCUUCAGUCUCCUAUAGAAUACCAACGCAGGGAAAGCAACUCAAACAGCCUGGGAAGGAACAUGCAGUCUCCAGCUGUGCUGGCCUCUGGCCUCCGGCCUCACUCCUCAGCCUCCAUGGAGAGACGUCAGCAGCCCUGUCUGCUAUCUUACAACACCUCCCUGCCCUCUCUGCACUCAGUCCUACACAGCCCGGCCUCCAAGGCUGUUUCUAAUCCUUGUGCUGUGACACCUCAAGCCACUCUCACAGCCCUUUCUUCACACCAGCAACUGAGAUGCGACUGUGGGACGUCCAGCUGUCUGCAGACAUGCAGCUGUCACAUCCUGCAGGGUGUGACGUCAGGUUUCCAGACAAUCACAUUUAGUGAUGGUGGGACAUAUUUGCCACAGAGAGAAAACAACCUGGACCAGCUAAAGGAGACGGAGCAGUGAAUCCCUGUGGAGUCUGAGUGCUCACUCUUGUACAGAAGUCUUCACGUAAUGUCUCACAUUUCCUUCCAGUAUAAUUAUGGUGCAGGCUUAUUUGGAAUUUGGUGUUAAAUAAUUAUAGUGAUUUGAUUGUGUUAAUUUGAAUAUGUGUGCUUAAAAACCUAUUGUAUACUGCAGAUGACCUGAGCUGAGAUGUGAGUUGCUGAGUGUGUGGAAAGUUUCAUUUAAAAAUUACCACAGAAACUGUGCUUCAUGGUAUAAAAGUUGACAUUUCUUACUCUUUCCGCUGAAAAUUCCUUGAUAGAUAUUUUUGUAAUGCAUGAUAUUUUUCUUAAAGGAACUAAUUUCACUUUAUUGCCCCAGCUGAGAACAGACACCUCAAAUCCCUUGAGGCAGUUUAAAGAAAAACCCUCAAACCACCAAACUCUUGAAAGGUCUGAGCGAUUGUGAAGUUUUGACUUCAGCCCCUGGGACCUGAAUCCCUACUAGCUGUGUGUGUAUUUGUGCGUUUUUCUCCGCUGAUUAGCAAAUAGCUGUGUUUUCCGUUUGCUGGGCUAUUUUCACCCUGCCAUUGUCAGUGUUAUCUGGACCAAACACAUUUGCAAAAUCACACAAGGCGCACGUCAUAAUCAAGCAGAUAGAGGAAAAAGGGAACAAAGAUAAAACCGAGGUGCUCAUCUGUCAUUGUCGUCUUGAAUGUAAAUACUCAUGUGAGCGCGUAUGUGUGUGGGAGCAUGUCAAUAAAAACCUGACAUCCUGAUGCACAUGUAGAAAUAAAGAGAAAUGAUGUCAAAA